Messenger RNA from Haliotis rubra (blacklip abalone), 702 nucleotides. RefSeq lists its product as uncharacterized. Bases 1 to 702 code for a protein of 233 amino acids. Lineage: Eukaryota; Metazoa; Mollusca; Gastropoda; Lepetellida; Haliotidae. The record is from RefSeq and is a predicted model, not a curated record. The transcript has 3 exons.
AUGGUGCCGUUGGUGUUCCUGCUGCUACACGACAAGAAGCAUCUCACCUAUGAGAGAGCUCUGCGACUCGUGAAAGACGCUGCUGAAGCAAGGAUGGACUUCGAAGUGACAGCUAAGAAUGCCGUGGAGGUUGUUUUCCCGGGUAUAGAGUGGAAAGGUUGUUAUUUUCACUUUACUCAGUGCAUAUGGAGGAAGACGCAACAAGUUGGACUGAAGGUUGAGUACAGCAACAACCCCGACGUCAACCACUUCGUCAGACUCUGUGCUGUAUUGCCUCUGGUGCCAUUGGCUGAUGUUGAAGAUGUAUGGCUCCAAAACGUAGCUGACAUGCCACAAGACGACCGAUGUCAUCAAUUGGCCGACUGGAUCGUAGGUAGUCUCCCGAUGACAUCAUGGAACCAUUACCUGACCCUCGGUCCAAGAACCAACAACAAUUUGGAGGGUUGGCAUGGGCGAGUUAAGAAACUUGUCUGGAAAGCCCAUCCCAAUGUAUUCGAGCUGAUUCGCUUCUUGUUGGAUGAACAUAAGACAACAGAAGUGUACUUGGUUCAGUACAUGGCAGGGCAACGCCUCCCACCCAAAAAGAAACGGUACCGGGACCUGCAAAGAAAGCUGGAUGACCUGAAAACCAGGCUGGAAUCCCUAGACCUCUCUGUCUUCGACUACGCUGUCAGAGCAUCUUAUGCUCUUAGACUUGCCUAA